UCAGCCAAGCAGAAUUCAUUCAUUCAGUCGGUGACGGGGUGCGCAAUUCAGCGCCGUUUGUUUGUUUAUCGGAAAAAUCUACGGAAAUGUCACGAAAAAUUACUCCAAUGUUUAACGAUUACCUGUACGGUGCCAUACGAAGGCUUGCCGUGCAGCAGGGUUUUACCGAGGACUUGUUUUCGGUGGAUUUCGACGAGGAAACGCGCCUGGAAUGUGACGGGUUUGUGAGUUUUGUGUUCAAAGUCAUUAUCAAUGGGGACGACCGGGAGUUGGUGCUGUGGUGUAAGGUGCCCCCGAACGAUGACCCACGAUCGUUGGCACUGUUCAAACGCGAGGUGCAUUUCUAUGAGGAAAUUUUACCGGCGAUGUAUGAGUUUCAAAGGGCGAAGGAUGUGAACGAGCAGUCGGACGAGGGAUUUUUCAGUGCACCGAAGUGUUAUCUCGCGCAUUGCGAUACCGAUAAAGCGGAGCCUGAGGCUGUUAUUGUUUUGGAGUAUGACGAGAAUUACGAACGCUGGGAUUGGGAUAAGUUUGAACCGAUCAAUGUGGACCAUGCGAAGCUGUUGUUGCGACAGCUGGGUCGCCUGCAUGCCGUGUCGUUGGCUAUGAAAGCUCAGAAGCCGGAGACAUUCGAAAAGCUGAAGUGUACUCUGGAGGGCAGCAUUGAUUUUGGGACGCUGAUGAAGGAAACGUUCGAUAGGGCUUUGACAACUAUGAAGACCAGAUUUGCUGCUGAUCAGGUGGAAAUUCAGCAGCUGCGAGAGACCAUUUUCAACGAACUGACCAGUUGCGCUAGUGUGGCCAGGGUUGAGGCUUUCAGUGUUAUCAGUCAUGGCGAUUGCUGGAUCAAUAACUUCAUUUUCACUCAUAAUAAGGAAAAAGCAGCUGUUAAUGUCAUCCUCACCGAUUGGCAAUCGAUUCGGUACGCAACCCCGCUAUUGGAUCUUGGCUAUUUCUUUUUCAUUUGCACUAGUAUCGAAUUUCGCAAGAAACACUGGGAGGAACUGCUGAAGCACUACCACAGCGCACUAAGAACUCUGUUGAAUCGCCUGGGUGGAGAUACAGACCGCCAAUUUCCCUUUGCUGCGCUGGAGUGGUUGGCAAAAUCAUUUCGAAUGAUAUUUCCCCAGGAGCAAAUCAGAAAGCACGACGAUGGUAAUGUUAAGUUUGAACCGCCGGUGGAGGUGGACAAAUGAUAUGAAAUAAAAUAUUGGCAUACCUGGCACCGUUAUAAAUUUAACUUUUUUUUAUAUGGGGGGAUGUUUUGUGAUGAAUUAUUUGUUUACUAAUAUUUAUUCAAAAUUUAUUUUGUGUGUUCUGCCACAAACGGU
Molecule: messenger RNA, 1331 nt
Organism: Wyeomyia smithii (pitcher-plant mosquito)
Lineage: Eukaryota; Metazoa; Arthropoda; Insecta; Diptera; Culicidae
Exons: 2
Coding region: 87-1196 (369 amino acids)
Source: RefSeq, a predicted model, not a curated record